Messenger RNA from Equus caballus (horse), 3498 nucleotides. RefSeq names its product calcium activated nucleotidase 1 (gene CANT1). Lineage: Eukaryota; Metazoa; Chordata; Mammalia; Perissodactyla; Equidae. Gene Ontology annotation, biological process: proteoglycan biosynthetic process. The record is from RefSeq and is a predicted model, not a curated record. Gene Ontology annotation, molecular function: UDP phosphatase activity; calcium ion binding; GDP phosphatase activity.
UGGUGAAGACCUGCAGUUCCUGCUGCCACCAUCUGAAGGUGGUGCUGCACCCGGGGAGUCGGCCGGGGGGCCUGAGGCCAAGCCGCGCCCCAGGUGAGCCCAGCUGUCCUUUGCAGCUGACGCGCUGGCACGCUGGGCUCCAGGCAGAGAGGGCCAUUCAGACUCUGGUCCCUCAGUCAUUUGCAUUAAUAGAAAGGUGCCGGGGACAGAUGUUGCCAGAAACAAGUAUUUCUGUUUGGCUUGAAUCUGUUUUAUACUUACAUUUGAAUUUUACAGAAACUUAACCCAGAGGGGAGUAAAAACUUGCAUAAUGAGCAUGUGUCUGCUCUUUGCACUGUUCUAGGUGCUGGGGACACAAAUGAACAAACCGGUAACUAUGUACCAUGAUGUCAGGUGGUGAUAGAUGCCAAGGAAGGGACGGAGGGUGCCAUCGGGAGGGCUUCUCGGCUGAGGUCCCAUCUGCCCUGCAGUCUGAUGCCUGUUCAGCCCUCCAACCACCUGGAAUGGAAUGAGUCUAUGCACUCCCUCCGGAUAAGUGUGGGGAGCCUUCCUGUGCUGGCGUCCAUGACCAAGGCUGCGGACCCCCGCUUCCGCCCCCGCUGGAGGGUGAUCCUGCCGUCCUUCGUGGGCGCCGCCGUCCUCUGGCUGCUCUACUCACACCGCCCACCCCCAGGCAGGCCACCCGCACCCAAUGCCCACAACUGGAGGCUCGGCCAGGCGCCUGCUGACCGGUACAACGACACCUACCCACUGUCUGUCCCCCAAAGGACGCCAGGCGGGACUCGGUACCGAAUCGCUCUUAUCGCUGACCUGGACACAGAGUCAAGGGCCCAAGAGGAAAAUACCUGGUUCAGUUACCUGAAGAAGGGCUAUCUGACCCUAUCAGACAGCGGGGACAAGGUCACCGUGGAGUGGGACAUAGGUCACGAGGUCCUGGAGUCCCAUCUGGCAGAAAAGGGGCGGGGCAUGGAGCUGUCUGAUCUGAUCGUCUUCAAUGGGAAACUCUACUCCGUGGAUGACCGGACAGGGGUUGUCUACCAGAUCGAAGGCACCAAGGCUGUUCCCUGGGUGAUUCUGUCCGAUGGCGACGGAACCGUGGGGAAAGGCUUCAAAGCUGAGUGGCUGGCUGUGAAGGACGAGCAUCUGUAUGUGGGCGGCCUGGGCAAGGAGUGGACCACCACCACGGGGGAGGUGGUGAACGAGAACCCGGAGUGGGUGAAGGUGGUGGGCUGCAAAGGCAGCGUGGCCCACGAGAACUGGGUGUCCAGCUACAAUGCCCUGCGGGCCGCUGCUGGGAUCCGACCACCAGGCUACCUCAUCCACGAGUCCGCCUGCUGGAGCGACACACUACAGCGCUGGUUCUUCCUGCCGCGCCGCGCCAGCCACGAGCGCUACAGCGAGCGGGACGACGAGCGCAAGGGCACCAACCUGCUGCUCAGCGCCGCCCAGGACUUCGGCGACAUCUCCGUCAGCCGCGUGGGGGAGGUGGUCCCCACGCACGGCUUCUCCUCCUUCAAGUUCAUCCCCAAUACCGACGACCAGAUCAUCGUGGCCCUCAAGUCCGAGGAGGACAGCGGCAAGGUCGCCACCUACAUCAUGGCCUUCACGCUUGACGGACGCUUCCUUCUGCCGGAGACCAGGGUCGGAGGGGUCAAGUACGAAGGCAUAGAAUUUAUUUAAGCCGGAGAAAUGAAGACGUUGAACUGGGCUGAGGAGUGGACAGUUUUAAGCUACAUCAGGACUCAAAUUUGAUAAAAACCAGAGGACGGCACUUUUACGUGGUGUUUUGUUUGCUUUCCUCCUCUCCUGAACUCGGGCGGAUGCGCGGUGCAGAGAUCUCCAGGCUGAUCGGGGAGUCAGCGCCGUGCUGAGCCCUGUGCUCCCCAGCGGCCUUCUGUGCUGCCGCCUGGUGGUAGAAGCAGAUCAUUGCAGGCAUCUUAAUUUGGGGCCCAUGCUCUCUAAUUCUGCUAGGCCCUUCCUUCCUUCCAUCUGACCUCCCUGUCUUCCUUUCCGUUUGUCCUUUUGUUCAAUAAAUCUUUCUUGAGCUCUUCCUCUGUGUCAAGCACCGUGCCCCUGACAGGGAGUCCGAAGUGAACCUGCUCGUAGGAACUCCCAGGCUACCCCUUUUCUUUCCUCGUGAACCUCGGGCAUUAAACCCACCCCCCAGGCCCUCGGGAAGGCACCUGUGUCCCCGGCAGGAUGCUCAGGGCUGUGAGCGAGGGCAGGCCCGGGGUCGCCCGGCCCCUCCCCGUCCCACCCUCAUGGCAGACAUCUCAACUUCAUGGGGCCGACCCAUGUUCUCCUUCAGGAAAAUUCAGUGGCCACGUAGCACUUUGAAGUUUUAAUUAUUAACUUCUUUUAAUUAAAGCAGUUUCGUUUGUCAUAAAAUUGAAUCUCCAAGUCUUAUCAGGCAGGGCGCCCCGCAUGGUUAAAUUCAUUCCCAGCAGUGGAGGAAAUUGUAAUUAAGCAGUUAAGAGUUGGCAAGACAAGUGUUUAAUUGUUUCUAAGUCCUUGGCCAGAGGUUACAAAGAUAAAGAAGGCCUUGCCUUUUUCUAGGCACUGUCAGAAAUUGUUGUGCCUUUAAAGCCCCCCAGGAAUGACACUUUCCUUUCCUGACGGUGAGGCCGGGUCUGAGGGCCGCGGCCGCCGCUGGGCUCCUUUACUCCGGAGCUUGUGGACGAGGCCUCCCUGGCCCUGCGCUUUCUGUCCCUGGCCUUUUAUUUCUCCUCUUCCCUCUGGAGCUUUGCCGCCUCCUCUCCGUGGAAAGUCUUCACGAAACCUUGGCUUGUCUUUGUCCCUGUGGCCUCUUCUCAGUGCUCCAGGGUGAAGACUGAGGGUUCGGCACACGCCAGCCAGGACCAAAGCCUAGAGGGGCUGCUGCAUCCGUGCCCCUCGCCAGAAGCUACCUCACCCUCGGGACGAUGUGGGGGUCCGUGAUGGCCGGGAAGGGCCGUCUCUUGGGCUCUGACUGUUACUGUGCGGCUCCGUCUCACAGGCUUUUCCCACUCGGAAACUUUAACACAGCCGCUAGCAGGGGCCCCAGUAAGGACGGCCAUCUGUCUGUCGUCUGGUCGUCUGUUUCUUCCAAACAGACGGCAGAAGAACGGAAAACAAGCUGUUGAAGGUGACACGUUUCUCUAGAACUCGGCUCCCACUGGGCACAGCCUGGAGGACCCAAGUCUUUUCUGACUUUGCCUGCCCGGGCUCCCUGGCUCACCUCCGUGUUGAACGUCAGUGAUGUUAGGGCUGUGUGACUUUAGAAAUACAGAGACGAGACCAGGAAAGUUGGAGGACUUGGGACAGUCACUAAGUUGAGAGCUUUCUGCCUCAGCCACGGCCUAGGUGCCCAGAAGCAGCAUUUUCACCCAAUCAGUGAUUUUCAAAUAUUUUAAAGCUAGCCUCCCCCCCCCCCACCCCAUAUUCGCUGCUGUAAGCAUAAUGAUUGUGUUCCUUCCUACUGGAGCCAUUGUUUUGUAAACAAUAAAGUGCCAGAGGGGA